This is a messenger RNA of Malania oleifera, 2918 nucleotides long. RefSeq names its product transcription termination factor MTEF18, mitochondrial-like. Gene Ontology annotation, biological process: regulation of DNA-templated transcription; chloroplast organization. NCBI's taxonomy places the organism in Eukaryota, Viridiplantae, Streptophyta, Magnoliopsida, Santalales, Ximeniaceae. Bases 296 to 2074 code for a protein of 592 amino acids. The transcript is spliced from 3 exons. Gene Ontology annotation, molecular function: double-stranded DNA binding. Gene Ontology annotation, cellular component: chloroplast. The record is from RefSeq and is a predicted model, not a curated record.
CUAUCCCCUCCCCGUUCGUUCUGAAAACCCUUCGCGCUUGCGGUGAGGUGACUGUCCUGUUCUGCACACCAAGCUCCUUUCAUGGCUGCCGCUGAAACACCAGAAGCAGCGUAAACCCAGGGCUGGAACGCCUCAAUCAUUUCUGGGUGGUGGGAGUUACAUGCGAUUAUCUCACAAAAACAUCCAAGGUGAGACAGUCAAACAAAGGCUCCAUUUUCAUUUAUGAUGAGCUUAGAUUUAGCUCUGUACUAGCUUCUCUACUCAUCGCUGUUCUCCAAAUACUUUAUAAACCGUCAUGACCCAUUUACAGAAAGUUAGAAUACCAUUUAUUGUCAAGUGGGUUUCCUCUAAUUCUUCUUGGAACCACCUUAAACCCUCGAAAUCCCCGUUGCGGGGGUCAUUCCUCCCCCUUCACCAAAACCCUAGGUGUUACUGUAGAAAAAAAUCUGUAGAAUCUGAAAAAUGUGAGAACUUGGAUAUGGACAGUGAAAGCAUUGGUCGAAUCCAUCCGGUCACUCGAAGAAAAGCGCAAAAGUCAUUAUUGGAGUACUUUCAUUGUACUAGAGGCUUUAGGUUUGAGGAUGCGGAGAAUAUGAGUAGAAAUUCGCCGCAUUUUGUAGGAAAGCUGUUGAAAAAAGUCGAACGAGUAGAACGAGACUAUGCGUUGAAUCUUGAGCACUCGAUUGCCCGGUUUCUACGUUACCACCCCAUUAAUGAAUUUGAGCCUUUCUUCGAGAGUUUGGGUUUGGAACCUUCUGAGCUUGAUCCUUUUCUUCCUCGCAACUUAAUGUUUCUGUCUGAUGACAACUUUUUGCUCGAUAAUUAUCAUGUUCUGUGUUGUUAUGGCAUUGCGCCUAAUAAAAUAGGAAAAAUUUACAAGGAAGCACCGGAAGUUUUUCAGUAUGAUAACGAGAUUUUACAAUCAAAGCUUCAAGUGUAUGAAGAACUGGGAUUGAGCCAAUCCUUUCUGGUUAAGGCUAUUGCUUCUAGGCCUUCUCUUUUGAUUGGUGGUGUGAACAGUGUGUUUGUUAAGGUAUUUGAGGAAUUGAAUACUCUGGGAAUUGAAUACAGUUGGAUUGAGGGACACUUAUUGAGUGAGACUUCUUAUAAUUGGAGCCAAAUAUUUGAUCUUCUGUGCUUAUUCAUCAAAAUUGGUUGCAACAAGGAGCAAUUAGGAGAAUUAAUAAGCAGGCACCCAGAUAUUCUAUUUGAAGGUUCAGGGAAUAGGACAUUUUCACUCAUAGGUUUUUUAUUGAAAUUUGGAUCCACAAUGAAUGAGAUUCGAUCAAUGUUUGUGCGAUUCCCACACAUCGAAGUUGGGAAAUUUUUGUGCAAUAUGAGGCAAUGCUGUCUAUUUCUGAUCGAUAUAAAUAUGGAGGUUGAAGAGAUUCAGAGAAUUGUUCGAUCUCACACUGUAAUGAUAGGCUCGUGUUCUUUGAAGAAAAUUGCAAGCUUACUUACCACUUUAAAAGUUGGAAAAAGGCGGCUUCGCCAAAUAAUUGAGGAGAACCCAGAAGAAUUGAAGAAUUGGGUUCGAGGAUCAAGGAUUGAUCCAUUACCAAAAUUACCAGAAUCUGGAAGGUACCUAGGAUUACAGAAAGCAAAAAUUAAGUUCUUGUUAGAUUUGGGAUUCAUUGAGAACUCAAAUGAAAUGAAAAGGGCACUAAAGGUGUUCCGAGGCAAAGGACGAGAGCUUCAGGAGAGAUAUGAUUGUUUUGUGAAGGCUGGUUUGGAUCAGAACGAUGUCUCAAGGAUGGUCAGAGCAGCUCCUCAUAUUCUUAACCAAUCAAAGGAUGUGAUUGAAAUGAAGAUUGAUUUUCUUGUGAAUGAUUUAGGUUAUCCUGUGUCAUCUUUAGUGGCUUUCCCGGGAUAUGUUUGCUAUACACUUCAAAGAGUUAAGCUUAGGUCCUCAAUGUAUUAUUGGCUAAAAGACCAAGGAGCUGCAGAACCCAAUUUGGCAUUGAGCACUUUUGUUGCAUGCCCAGAUAAAUAUUUCAUUAAGCAUUAUGUGAAUCGUCUCCCUGGGGGCCCUGAAUUUUGGGUGAAAUUGAAGAAACAACUAUGGUCAAAUUGAAAUAUCUGUUAACUGUGGCUUCUUUUUUUUGGGUGAUCCCCAGUUUGAUGUGGAGAAUUUUGUACCUGUUACUUCUUUAAGCUGAGGCAUUCAUCUACCAUUAUCUGACUAUAACUGUAUGUUGAAACGAUAUCCACUCAAGUUAAUUAACUAGCACACAAGCAGCAUGUGGAGAAAUGAGUUUUUAACCGGGCAGCCUUGACCUGGUGUAUGAGGUGAACAAAACAUGACUUCAGAGCAGACAAACUGGCAAGCUUUAUGUAAAACACUGUACUGGUCAAACUCUAUCUAUUGCUAUCUUGUGAAUUUGUCCAGUUUCUAUCUGAUAAGGGACAUGCCAUUGACUGCAUUAUUCUAUCACAAGCCGAAAGCAUUCUACAAUGAUGCAUAUACUGAUCUUUGCCUCUCAUGUCAGACAAAAUCGAUCGUGAUCAUGUGACUCAACAUGGAGCUCUAGGCAUUGCAAUUACUCGGAUUAUUAUGGCAAUAAUUUGAUCCCUUUUUAGCAAGACCGGAGGUGUUCCCCAUCCCAGUUGGCUGCAUCUGUGCCAGUUGAAGAAAUCUGUAAGUUUUAUCUGGUGCUGAAUCCAUUUCAUCUAUUUGUAUUUAUUUCCACUUUCAGUGAUCAAUUCAUCAUUGAAAUAUCACCAAAUUGUCGAAAUGUCACCAAAUUGUGGAAAUUUCUACUUCUAACAUCAUUUUUUGGGGAUUUCUUCAUCCAUGCCUAUGGGGAAGAAAGAGCUGUAAAUUCCGACCUUCCUCCACCAAACGUGGUGAAGGGUUUCCCUUCCCACUCACUCUAUUUAUUUAUUUAUUUAUUGGCGGGAUAUUUGGUAUUUACCCA